UCUAUUCUAUGGUUGCAAUAAUUGUAUUAUAUAUUAACUGCUAAAGAAAGAGAUGAACAUCUCAUCUACUAACAAAAAAAAUUCCAGUAUCCUGUACAUAAUUUUUCAUAUAGGAAAAUUUAAUUUGGAACCAAUUAAGGUAUAAGUAGGUAGCUUUACCAACCCUCGACAAUGGCUCUUAAGAAGAAAAGACUGGGUCUUUUAAAACGUCCUAAGUCUAUAACUGGAUCACAAAUAGUACCGAGAAGUAUUAAACCUCAGAAUGCAAGACAACUUAUACGACGUUUCCAUGUAUUGGAAAAAAAUAAAUACAUCAUAAUAGAGAAGAUCAAAAAACUAAGUAACAAUCAGUUAUUAAAAAUAGAUAAUUACAAAGAGACCUUAAGCAAUAAUACAUUAUUCAAUAAGGUAUAUUUCCCCUCCUACGAAGAGUCUAAAUCUAAACUUAAUAAAAAGUCAUCCGAAUUGAUAAAAAUAGAUGAUUCCCUUACUGAAAGUGAAUUGUUUAAGACCUUAGCUCAUAUAGAUGCUGAAAUUGACAUCAGAGGAGGACUUAAAGCUUACCAACUAGCUUCUACUCAGGGUCAAAAUGGUAAAAGAGGAGGUGAUUCCUCGAAGAAGCUAGUCGAAUGGUUAAACGAUCCCCAAUAUAAAGAUAAAUUAGAAGAUGCGAAUGCUUUGGAAAUAGGAUGCUUGAGUCCAGAUAAUGACAUAUCAACGUGUGGUUUAUUCAAGGAAAUCGCACGAAUAGACUUAAACUCACAACAUCACUUAAUUCUACAACAAGACUUCAUGGAGAGACCAUUGCCAAAUAAUGAAAAGGAAAAAUUCAAUCUUGUAUCAUGCUCGCUAGUGGUUAAUUUUGUUCCUAAUCCUAGUCUAAGAGGUGAAAUGCUCCUCAAGAUCACUAAGUUUCUUAAGAAACCAACUGGAGAUAAUGUCAGUUGUCUAUUUCUAGUAUUACCGCUUCCUUGUGUGACGAGUUCAAGAUAUUUUGAUAAACAACAGUUGAAUAAAAUCAUGGAAUAUCUAGGGUUUAAGGAGACAUUUUACUACGAAGCAAAAAAGGUUGCUUACUGGUUGUAUGAUUGGACUGGAAGCGUAAGCAAGAAAGAUCAGAAAUUUAAGAAAAAGGAGAUUCAUUCAGGGUCAAAUAAAAACAAUUUUCAUAUUACAUUGUAAAAUAUUAGUUAUUAGUUAAAAUUAAUUAUCUAUAUUACAUCUUUUUCUA
Messenger RNA from Scheffersomyces coipomensis, 1231 nucleotides. Its product is annotated as 25S rRNA (adenine2142-N1)-methyltransferase. Gene Ontology annotation, cellular component: nucleolus. NCBI's taxonomy places the organism in Eukaryota, Fungi, Ascomycota, Pichiomycetes, Serinales, Debaryomycetaceae. Gene Ontology annotation, molecular function: rRNA (adenine) methyltransferase activity. The transcript has a single exon. Bases 172 to 1182 code for a protein of 336 amino acids. The record is from RefSeq and is a predicted model, not a curated record.